Iphiclides podalirius (scarce swallowtail) is the source of this 663-nucleotide messenger RNA. Lineage: Eukaryota; Metazoa; Arthropoda; Insecta; Lepidoptera; Papilionidae. The record is from the annotation of a GenBank genome assembly.
AUGCAACUAGAAAACGCGCCCGAGAAUCCGAAAAUCAAACACGGAUGGACGGACAGCAGAACGUGCAGGGGGGAGACGCCGGCGACGACGUGCCUCAUGCGGAAGAUGGGCGUCCUCAACAAGUACGAGUUCAUGGACUACUUCAAGGCCAAGGAGCGGCUGCGCCAGUUCUGCCAGGGCCCUUGGCACCCGAUGCGCCCCUUCUACACGGCCGCCUACAGCUCCACGCCUCUGUACCGCGACCAGUGCGGCUCGCCGCAGAAACUGCUCAACGUACUAGACACUAUGUUGGCGACUUGCCCGGCGUCGAAGAGAAGACAAGGCGCCUACUGCAGUCGAAUGUUCGCGGAACUGACGCAAACGUUGCCCGGUUACGAGAAGAUCUCAAACUCCACCUUGGAGGGGCUGCUCAGUCGCUACCAGCACGUGUUCCUCCCUGGCCAUGUGCCACAUUUAGAUCGGCACCCGCAAAGGACAGAGGACAAUCCCCGUUACAGGUUCAACUUCGGCAUCUUCGACGCGACGAAUGAGCCAGCAGUGAGGGUGAUAGACGUCAAGCAGAGCCCCUCCCCAACCUCCGAGAAGCCUCUGGUCCUCACUCCGGUAUACCAGAGUCUGCGAAGGCCGAUACCGAAAGAGAUGUGGAGGAGUUUCCCAAAGAAA